AUGCUGAAUUUCUGUUCUGGUGGAGAUGUUUAUGCUUACCCAUCUCUGCUCUCUACUCUGCAGCUGUGGUUGACAUUUGCUCCUGUGGCUGAUAAGACAGCUGCUUAUUUCCACAUUUCCCUGGAGAUGGUCAACUGGCUCUCAAUAGUGUACCUCCUCAUCUCGAUCCCAUUUGGUCUGGUGGCAACGUGGGUUCUCGACAGCGUGGGGCUCAGAUGUGCUGUGAUCCUGAGCGCGUGGCUGAACAUGACGGGUAGCAUCAUCCGGAUGUUCAGUGUCCUGAAGUUCCUGAGCUUGGGUUCCCAGAGUUACUGGUACCUGUUUGUUGGGCAAUGCCUUUGUGCACUGGCACAGCCCCUUAUCAUCUUUUCACCAACAAAACUGGCAGCACUGUGGUUCCCAGACCACCAGCGAGCGACAGCAAAUAUGAUCGCAUCAAUGUCCAAUCCCUUGGGUAUUCUUAUAGCAAACGUGCUGUCACCUGUACUAGUUCCUGAAGGAAGGCACAUCCCAUUGAUGCUGGUUGUUUAUGCCGUACCAGCAGUAACAGCCUGUGCUCUAGCAACUCUGGGGAUUCACGAGAAGGUUCCUCCAACGCCUCCUUCGGCCAGUGCCACCAACUCCACCUCUCAGCCAUUCCUCACGGGGCUCAAAAUGCUCCUGAGAAACAAGCCGUACAUCAUCCUGGCAGUGUGCUUUGGAGGAGGAAUUGGGAUGUUCACCUGCUUUUCAGCUCUGCUAGAACAGAUCCUUUGUGAAAAGGGGUAUUCAAAUGAAUUUGCUGGACUGAAUGGUGCACUGUUUACAGUGUGUGGUUUGUUGGGUGCUUUCCUGCUAGGCCUGUAUGUCGACCGGACAAGGAAGUUCAUAGAGUCCACCAAGAUUUGUUUCUGUCUGAGUGCACUUGCCAGCAUCGUGUUCGCAGUGACUUCUCGGUUCAGACAUCAGGCUGUCACGCUGGCCAUCACCAGCUCGCUCUUUGGUUUCUUCGGUUUUGCCAUCUACCCCAUUGCCAUGGAGCUGGCUGUGGAGUGCUCCUACCCCGUGGGAGAAGGCACAUCUACAGGCCUGAUUUUUGUUGCAAGCCAGGUUGAAGGUGUGAUUUUAAUGAUUCUGCUACAAGCCCUCACCGUGCGUGUUUCUGAGGAUCCAUACUCCACCUGUGCCCUUGAUCAGGAUGGAGCCCUGGACUGGACAACUCCGGUACUGGUGCUGGCUGGCCUCUGCAGUGCUAUGGCUUGUUUCUACGUCAUCUUCUUCCACACUGACUACAAGCGGCUCCAUGCUGAGACAAACAGUGGUGAUUUGGUCAAGGCAGAAGAUACAGCAAGAGCAGAUGUUCCUGAAGCCUAA
Messenger RNA from Nipponia nippon (crested ibis), 1353 nucleotides. The record is from RefSeq and is a predicted model, not a curated record. NCBI's taxonomy places the organism in Eukaryota, Metazoa, Chordata, Aves, Pelecaniformes, Threskiornithidae.